AAAAUGCGCUGCUUUAGGCUGUACAUUUCUAUGGUGUAGGAGACCUUAUAAGCCAACUUGGAUUUAUUAUACUCGUUUCUCUCUCCUCCCCAAAAACUCUCUUCCCCCACCCCACCAUACCCCUUACUAUACCACUCUCUUCUCCACUGCUUCAACUUCACCCAGAAAAAAUUUAAGUUGCAAGAAAUUGCAUCUUCAAUUUCCCAUGUGGUGGUAAGCCCAUUCUUGUACAAAAAACUAAAUAAAAAAGCCAAACCAAAAAAAAACCUCAAAAUUCAUAUAUAACCCAAAAAAGAAUUUAGAGGAGAGAGAAAAUCAUCAGUGGGUUGGUGGGGGACUGCAGAGCACGUACCACCACCACCACCACCUUAGCCAUGGAUUCUCUCCUUCUUCAGUCUCUCUCCUCCCAGUUUUCCUUGCAUUCUCUUUCUGAACCCUAGAAGGAGAGAAAAAGGGGAAGAAAAAAAAAUAAUACCCAACAAAAAGAAAUUACAAAUCAUCGAAAUUAAAAAAAAGGGGAGGAACAAUUCGAAGAUUAACCCGGUGUGUGAAGAAACAGAUUAGAUUCCUCAAUUUGUUUGGAUUAUUCUGAUAUCAGUCUGGCAGAAUUUCGAGGAACCCUAGCCCUGUUUUAUUCAUCAAUUUCCCCCAAUUUCAGCGAUUUCUUCGAUUUCAAAUCGAAACGAAGAAACACCUUUCACAUCAGCACCACUACAAAAAACAAUAGCAACCACCGCAUUAUCUUAAAAAUGCGGUGGCUGAUUCGAUUUUCCGGGUUUUUCUCGGCCGCAUUGAUAAUGAUCAUUCUCUCCCCAUCAUUGCAAUCCUUUCCACCUGCAGAAGCCAUACGAUCCUCUACCACAUUUUUAGAUCAAAGAUUCUCCUUCCGGAGUUCUCCAGUAUUUCGCAACGCAGACGAAUGCCGAGCUCCCACGUCGGACGUGUGUGACCCUUCAUUGGUCCACGUUGCGAUCACCCUUGACGUAGAUUACCUUCGGGGUUCAAUUGCCGCGGUGCAUUCCGUUUUGCAGCAUUCUCUAUGUCCUGAAUCUGUCUUCUUCCAUUUUGUUACCUCUUACGAAACUCGAAACUUGGAAAACCUUGUCAAGUCCACCUUCCCUCACCUGAAAUUCAAGCUGUAUACAUUCGAUGACGCCAUUGUAAAACACUUGAUUUCCACCUCAGUUCGUCAAGCGCUAGAGCAGCCCUUGAAUUACGCCAGGAACUAUCUAGCUACGAUCCUCGAACCCUGUGUUCGACGGGUUAUCUAUUUGGAUUCUGAUCUCGUGCUUGUUGACGACAUUGCCAAGUUGUGGAACACCAGGUUGGGUUCUAAAACUAUCGGAGCACCGGAAUACUGUCAUGCCAACUUCACUAAAUACUUCACCUCAGUUUUUUGGUCAGAAAGCCGGUUUUCUGCCACGUUCAAAAACCGAAAGCCUUGUUACUUCAACACAGGGGUAAUGGUUAUUGAUCUAGUCAAAUGGAGGGCGCAAGGAUACACCAAGAAAAUUGAACGGUGGAUGGAGAUUCAGAGGAAAGAGAGGAUCUAUGAGCUGGGAUCAUUGCCACCUUUCCUUUUGGUGUUCGCCGGAUACGUGGCUCCAAUCGAACAUAGGUGGAAUCAACAUGGAUUAGGAGGUGAUAAUGUAAAAGGAAGUUGCAGAGAUUUGCACGCAGGUCCAGUCUCUCUCCUACAUUGGAGUGGGUCAGGGAAGCCAUGGAUGAGGCUUGAUACCAGAAAUGCUUGUCCUUUGGAUUCCCUUUGGGCUCCUUAUGACUUGUACGUGCAUAACACGCGCCGGUAAAUUUAUUCCUCGUCUUUUUUUUAAGUAAGAUAUUACGGGUUCUUUUAAUUUUUCAUUUUUUUUACUCCCCUUGUGAUUUAAAUUCCUGUUCUUUUCUUUAUUUCAUUUUAUAAUCUUAAUGGGGGAUUUGUCAAUUUUUUUGGGUCUUAGAAUUGGAUGGAUGGAUGGGUGAUUAACUUUUAUUAUAAUUAUGGGGUAAUCGAGUAAUUAUGAGAUGAAAUGGGAUAUAUCCUUAGCUUUUCCAAUUCCAGAGUGUUUGUAUUGUUUGCUAAUUUGCUACUCAUACUCCCAUUGUUAUUGUUGUUUAUUACCCUCAAUAAUAAACCUGCAAAAAAAAUUGGAAAUUAUAUUAUUAUUUGUUUU
This is a messenger RNA of Beta vulgaris subsp. vulgaris (sugar beet), 2171 nucleotides long. Its product is annotated as probable galacturonosyltransferase-like 7. The coding region runs from base 750 to 1808 and encodes 352 amino acids. NCBI's taxonomy places the organism in Eukaryota, Viridiplantae, Streptophyta, Magnoliopsida, Caryophyllales, Amaranthaceae. Gene Ontology annotation, molecular function: glycosyltransferase activity. The transcript is spliced from 2 exons. Gene Ontology annotation, cellular component: Golgi apparatus. The record is from RefSeq and is a predicted model, not a curated record.